AUGUCACAUCGUAUUAUCAUCGAUUUAACAAAGCCCACCCAAGGUGAGCAAGUAGAAGGUAACCGCCUAACCAGAACUCUGACUCCACCUGGUAAUCGGACAAACGACACUAUCACCUCAGACUCAUCGAACAAAGUACCAAUCCCGUACUACGAAACAAUCGAAAAUCUAGCCCGCAAAGAGGAGGGAACCCUGUACCGUUUAAAGGCUAGGCGCGUUCGCCCAAUGGAUUGCGUAGUAUCCUACGAUCCAUACGAAGAUGUAGAAUACUACGAUGACCAUAUAGCAUACAAGGGAUUCCAACUAAUCAAGAGCGAAUCAAACAAAGAAGGAUGGAGAGUACGGAGGAUAUAUUUCGAUCAUCAUGAGAUACGCGGUUUCCUUCGCGGUCAUUAUUUCCUCAAGUUCCAUGAAACUUGGAAAGAUUUGCCAACUCAAGGAAGGUCACACUGUUUUGCGCGUGCAGAAAGCCAUCGUCACGCUGCUAUGACAUUGAAAUCCUUUCAAUUUCACUUGUUCAACAAACGAAGGGAUGAUAGCGGCAAGCUCAUUCCGGAUUACCAACAAUGGUACUCCGAUUCCUGCUCAAUGGUGAUUCAGCCAUGUUACGCCUUGCAGUCCGCAGGUUCGCCAUACGUGGGAGAACCAAGUUGCCCUCCAUACCACAGCCGUGAAACUGUGGAUAUGGCAGUUAUUGACCGUACUUUCGAGUUGUUCGCAACGCAACAUAUCUGCAAUGAUAUAUGCAAAAUCAUCGGCAACGUACAGAUGGGUGAAAAGGGGAGAAAUUCUGAAUCACCAUCUUACUGA
Melampsora larici-populina 98AG31 is the source of this 810-nucleotide messenger RNA. RefSeq lists its product as uncharacterized. The record is from RefSeq and is a predicted model, not a curated record. The coding region runs from base 1 to 810 and encodes 269 amino acids. NCBI's taxonomy places the organism in Eukaryota, Fungi, Basidiomycota, Pucciniomycetes, Pucciniales, Melampsoraceae. The transcript is spliced from 4 exons.